AUGAGUGAGGAAAGCAAAGAUUUUGAAAGGAUUGAUGAUUUGGAGACUCUGCUAAUAAAUGAGUGUGAAGAAGUAUUGAAGAAUCCACUCGAAAAGAUACCGGCGAUUCAAUGUAUGAAAAAUCUGACAACGAUCCGUGAAACAUUCGACGGGAAUACUCGUUUACCAUAUUAUGCGCAAGGUGUCAUUUUUUCGAAGAAAGUCAGAUUGAUGGAAGAUUUAAUUGAAAUGGAAAAGACAUACAAAUACCUUAAAAUAUGGCUUCUGUUCGUCCUCAUCCCCAUUGUAUCCAUAACAGUUUAUUGCCUUAUUCACAUCAUCAUUGACCGCGCUAUCCCUGAAUGGUUUUAUUUAUUGACAAGUGGUCCGGUAACGUUCCUCAUUGGAUUCUUUGUCGUAAUGCCACUCAUUCUGUGUGACACUUCUGAAGAAGAAGAAGAUAUUUGUACAGCGGAGUUCAUAUUGUCUUCUUCUGAUGAUGAUGAGGAGAUCAAGAUAAGAAAGACUUUGAAUGAUUUGAUAGACUUUCAAAUCGAUGUGAUCGACACACUUUUUGAAAUAGAAGAUCUAAACCAGAAAGAAAGAAGAACACAGUUUAAAGAGUUUCUUUUGUUAAAAUUGUCCAACUUUGAGAGUGUGUCAUAG
Caenorhabditis remanei is the source of this 645-nucleotide messenger RNA. RefSeq lists its product as uncharacterized. Lineage: Eukaryota; Metazoa; Nematoda; Chromadorea; Rhabditida; Rhabditidae. The coding region runs from base 1 to 645 and encodes 214 amino acids. The record is from RefSeq and is a predicted model, not a curated record. The transcript has 4 exons.